Messenger RNA from Peronospora matthiolae, 1848 nucleotides. NCBI's taxonomy places the organism in Eukaryota, Oomycota, Peronosporomycetes, Peronosporales, Peronosporaceae. The record is from the annotation of a GenBank genome assembly.
AUGGCGUGUUGUCGGCAUAUUCUAGUGGCCGCCCUGGCGGGGGUUCUGACGUCAGCGCAGCGCUUACACCCGAGUAGAAGACACGUUGAAGAGACGGACGUUGAGGCGGAGGACGUGCAGCAAACGGAGCGCUUUCUAGCGACGGAAACGCAGCCAAAAAAGGAAGAAGAAGGAGGAGACCUGGUGAAAAAGCUGCCUGGACUCGACCCGUCUAUGGACGUGACGCAUCACGCCGGUCGGAUCGCUCUACACGGCAGUGCCAAGAACUUUCUAUUUUACUGGCAUUUCCAAGCGGCGCGGGACGCCGAGAAGGCUCCGCUCGUGAUCUGGUUAAAUGGAGGGCCAGGGUGCUCGAGUAUGCAAGGCCUGUUUUUGGGCAACUCGCCGUUCGUGUUAGUGAACGAGUCGACGAUUGGCAGGAAUGCACACAGCUGGCACCAGUUUGCCAACAUGCUUUUUGUGGACCAACCUGUGGGAACGGGCAUGUCGUUCACGAGCGGCAACGACUAUCGAUCAAGUGAGGAGGACAUUUCUGCAGACUUUUACGACUUUCUGGUCAGAUUCGUGCAGCGGCAUACCGAGUACCUCUCGGAUGCUGACGAUGGUGUGAAACACACGCGGGAUGUGUACAUGUUCGGCGAAUCCCAUGCAGGACGAUGGAUUCCCAAAUUCUCGGAGCAUCUUAUGGACCAGAAUGAUCUUGUGAACAACCGGAUCAAGAUUCGUCUUGUCGGCGUCGGUAUUGGCAACGGAUGGGUGCACCCGAGAGUUCAGUACGAGUACAGUGACUACGCCCACGGUCUUGGUUUGCUAUCUUUUGGUCAGGUACGAUCGCUGAAGGCUUCGUAUGCUGAGUGUUUGGCUGCUUUGGAUGCCGGCACGUUUUAUUCGGAUAGCUGUCUGGACAACAUGAAUGCGAUCACGGACAGUGUCAAGGCAGGCAACGAGGAGAACAAUUUGAACUAUUAUGAUGUCCGGGAAUAUGUACGCACUGUUUCAGCGUAUCCGUCGGGAAUGAAAACGAUUGCUACUUAUGUAAAUAAAAUGGAAGUGCGUGAAGCUGUGCAUGGCAACAAGGACAAGCGAUUUCGCUUUAGUAUGUGCAGUGACGGUGUCUAUCGAGGACUGAAACAAUUUGAUGGUGUUAGCACAUUGAAUGCAGUUCAGGCAUUGCUCGAAAGAGGGUUGCGUAUGAUUUUCUACGUCGGUCAAUGGGACAUGAUGUGCAACUACUAUGGAAUCGAAAAAUUGUUGCUGGGUCUGAAUUGGAAGGGAUCAAAGGCUUAUCAACAGGCUGGCAAGUUCACGUGGCAAGUACAAGGCCGCAAAGAUCCUGCAGGAUUUGUACAGCAGGGUGGUAAUUUGACAUACGUGGUGGUCGCUGGUGCGGGGCAUAUGGUGCCGAUGGACGUGCCCGAUGUGGCUGCAGACUUGGUACGUCGCUUUGUUAACGAGCUUGACUUCAAUGACAAGGAGCAAAGAGUCACAAACACGCGAUUGAACGCGACCGACCUCGAAGAUACAUCUUGCCAUGCUCUCGUGAAUGCAUCCAGUACAGAUGUCGGUUACAGCUCAUCAUUUUUGUCCGGCGGAAACAGCAGCCAAGUGCACAUCGAUAUCACGUGGCUAGUGGUAGCAUUGGUGAUCGUAUCGGUAAGCAGCAUCCUGACUGUUUGUGUCACCCUCGCUUGUCUCCGCUACAGAAGACACUUGCAUCCGGAUCAUGAAAUUAUUAGCCAAGUGAGUGAUAGUGAACACAUUGAUCAGCCUGGAGAUGAAGAACAGGAAGAAAGCUUUGACAAGGAAGAUAUCAGCGAGCAUGAGCAUCUCAAUGGUGUGAGUCAAUGA